Messenger RNA from Thalassophryne amazonica, 2953 nucleotides. RefSeq names its product ADP-ribosylation factor-binding protein GGA1-like. Gene Ontology annotation, molecular function: ubiquitin binding; small GTPase binding; phosphatidylinositol binding. Bases 234 to 2186 code for a protein of 650 amino acids. The transcript has 17 exons. The record is from RefSeq and is a predicted model, not a curated record. Gene Ontology annotation, biological process: vesicle-mediated transport; intracellular protein transport. Gene Ontology annotation, cellular component: trans-Golgi network. Lineage: Eukaryota; Metazoa; Chordata; Actinopteri; Batrachoidiformes; Batrachoididae.
GUUUUAUCCUGUGUUGGGUUAUCCUCGGUAAUAUUGCAUAAAUGUGUUUUGACUUGUAGUUUUAUUUCCUGAAUAAAUCAAAUCACAGUUGCUUAUAAUCAGCGAAUCUGGCGGCGCUCCUCCAACUCACUUUGUUGUUCGCCUUUUCGCCCAGCAGGGGCGCUAUAGCCUCGUUGCUGUAUCCACGCGAUGCCUUAAAGAAAAUCUCGUGACUUGUUUGGAUUUUCCCAAAGAUGGCGGCGCCUCCAGCUGAGGUUAGCCUGCAGUCUCUCAUCAACAAGUCCACCAACCCUCUGAACAAAGAGAUGGACUGGGACAGUAUCAGGGGCUUCUGUGAUCAGCUCAGCAAUGAACCGGAUUGUCCUCAGCUCGCAACCAGGCUUCUGGCCCACAAAAUCCAGUCUCCUCAGGAGUGGGAGGCCAUGCAAGCACUUACGGUUCUGGAGACGUGCAUGAAGACCUGUGGAAAGCGGUUUCACAGAGAAGUGGGAAAGUUUCGCUUCCUUAACGAGCUCAUCAAGGUCGUCUCACCAAAGUAUUUGGCUUCACGGGCUCCGGAGCUGGUGAAGAAGAAGGUCCUGGAAAUGAUGUACAGGUGGACCGUGGAGUUGCCUGAUGAAACCAAGAUAGCAGAUGCCUAUCAGAUGCUGAAGAAACAGGGAAUUGUCAAACAGGCUCCAGGACUUCCUGAGGACAUGUCCCCCCAACCCACUGCACCCAGAUCCAAACAUGCCAUCUUUGAGGAUGAGGAGAAAGCCAAGACGCUGUCCCGCUUACUGAACAGCACUCAGCCUGAAGAUCUACGAGCAGCAAACAAGCUCAUAAAGGAAAUGGUUCAGGAGGACCAAAAGCGAGUGGAGAAGGUGUCCAAGCGUGAAAAGGCCAUCCAGGAGGUGAAGGAGAGCGUGAGCCUGCUGAGCCAGCUGCUGGAGGGUUACAGCGAGGAGAGACGCUCCCCGAGCAGCCAGGAGCUCCUGAAGGAUCUCUACAUGCGCUGUGAAAAGAUGAGACCCACACUGUUCCGAUUAGCCAGCGACACGGAGGACAGCGACGAUGCUUUGGCCGACAUCUUACAGGCCAACGACAGUUUAACACAAAUCAUCAACCUGUACAGACAGCUGGUCCAGGGGGAGGAGCUAAACAUGGAUGGUCCCACGCCGAGCGCAAAAACAGAUAGCAGAAGCACAGCACUGGUAGAUCUGACUGGAAUCAACUUAUCAGCCGACCCGGGAAUCUCGGACCGACAGACUCAGAGCCUCGGACUCAGCCUCCUGGACGACGAGCUCGUGUCAGUGGGACGGAGUGUAACAGAAAACUGUGACCGAGACGACACUUACCAGAUCUCGGAUAAUCCACAUCUGUCUCCUCCACUGGACCCGGCUGGCAUCUUGCUCUCGGUGGUGGCACAGCCUCUGUCUGCUGCACCAGCAGAGGGCACUGCUGCGCCUCCCAAAGCCAUGGACGAACUGGAUUUGCUGGGGAAGACUCUGUUGGAGCAGUCGCUUCCUCCAGAAAGCCAGCAGGUCAAAUGGGAUAAAACCCAACCUCAUUCUAAACUCACUUUACGAGAUCUCCAGUUUAAGGCCAGCACAGGUUCUAGAUCUGCUUCAGCUACAACCAGCACACCUCUGGUUCCCGGGUCCACUUCCAGCCGCGCUGUCCCUUCAGAGCCGCUAGACUCUCCUGCUUCUGAUCCCAGUGGUACAGCUGCUGAGAGAAGCUUGUCACCGACUGCUGAAGCCCAUAAUGUCUCAUUAGCGGAUAUCAUCGUGCCUCUGGAAUCUGUUAAACCGAGCAGCUUCUUGCCGGUGACCGUAUUUGACAAAUGCAGUCUGCGGGUUUUGUUCCACUUUGCUCAUGACUGUCCGCCGUCACGGCCUGACGUCCUGGUGGUGAUCAUCUCCAUGUUGUCCUCAGCGCCCGUUCCUGUCACCAACAUCCGCUUCCAGGCAGCUGUGCCCAGAGUGAUGAAAGUGAAACUGCAGCCACCCUCCGGCUCCGAGCUCCCUGCCUUCAGCCCGCUGCUGCCUCCAGCCGCCAUCACGCAGGUCCUACUGUUAGCGAACCCACACAAGGAGAAGGUGCGUUUGCGCUACAAGUUGACCUUCAUCCUUGGGGACAAAUCACAUGAUGAAUCGGGAGACGUGGACCAGUUCCCGCCUCCACACAGCUGGGGGAACCUUUAGGGAGGCCUGUCUUCACCCAUCGCAUUCUGUUUACACGUCAGCAGUUUGAAACGGGUCUAACAUGAACAGACAUGGCGGCGGCAGCGAGGAACCGCCUAGUCUAUCUAGUGCCUUUGGUCCCCACUCACUGUCCCCGCUUUUGGCAGUGACCUGGUGAUGUGAAGAUAACCGUUAAACAUGAAGAAUCAGACUGUUGGGAAAACGAGCUGAACCCGUCAAAACUUGGACAUCUGGAUUCUGAUUCUCCGUCCUGGAACACGUCACACCAGAGUCCGACGUUUGUCUCUUAAUGUUUCAUGUUCAUUUUAUGAACUGGGACUUGAUGUGACAUCACUGAGAACCAUCAUGGAAAACCAAAUCCACGCAGAGCAGCACAGCGUCAUCUUUAAGAUUUUUUUUUUAAGUUUUUCAAUGUUUAAAAUGUAUAACUUUAAAUGUCUGCACUCUUAACCAUUUUGAUUUCACGUUUCCCCCUGAAGUUGCACAUUAUUUACAUGUGGAUUAAUUUUGCACAUCACCACCUUUUGCCAUCUUUGUGUUGUUGGUGAAUCCAAAUAGCGGGCGAGCAGACUGACCGCUCACUUCCACCACAUGUGCCUGAGAUAUGAAACUUUAGGUUUCUCUCUGCUUUGUAAAUGUGUACAAACGACUGAACUGAUAAUGUUUUCUAUAUUCCUGUUAUAUUGCUGAAGACUGAAUCAGAUGAUGCUGCAGAAUGAUCUGAAGUGUUUGUAAAAGGCAGCACCCCUCUGUGAUCCUUCUGAGGU